Molecule: messenger RNA, 5592 nt
Organism: Cyprinus carpio (common carp)
Lineage: Eukaryota; Metazoa; Chordata; Actinopteri; Cypriniformes; Cyprinidae
Gene: gpr156
Product: putative G protein-coupled receptor 156
Biological process (GO): gamma-aminobutyric acid signaling pathway; G protein-coupled receptor signaling pathway
Cellular component (GO): G protein-coupled receptor heterodimeric complex; membrane
Molecular function (GO): G protein-coupled GABA receptor activity
Source: RefSeq, a predicted model, not a curated record
UCACUGUUUGCUGUUCAUCAUACAUGGAACAGACAAUAGAAACUCACCCCUGACUGCUCUUUCCGCGCUGAUGUCGUUUGUGAUGUUUGUAUCGGAUCGCUCGAGGAUGUCGGGACAGGGGCACCUUUCCUUCACAUGGAUCACAGGAUGUGUGUAUGAGUUGAGAUAGAGCUCAGGCCAGUGAUGGAGGCAGGACUGAACUGCAGCUCUCACUGUGAGUCUGGCGUCUGCUUCAUCUACCCCGGAGUGAACAUCCAGCAGGGCUGGGACGUCCUGCAGAGACUGUGUGCGCUCGCAGCGCAGGGUGUGGAUGCACCGAGUCGAUCGCUGUCUCCUGCUCUCCGUGCUGUAGUCUGGACGCUGCUCUCUUGUGGGAUUCUGCUGGCACUCUUCUUCCUCAUUUUCACACUGCGCUUCAAAAACAACAGGAUAGUGAAGAUGUCCAGUCCCAAUCUGAAUGUGUUGACUCUGUGUGGCAGUGUACUCACAUACAGCAGCGGCUUCUUAUUCGCCGUGGAGGAGAGAGCGUCGCUGUCAGGAGCAGGAUCAAGAACUGUCUUACAGUUUCCAUCUCAGGCACGGAUGUGGACACUGUGUAUAGGCAGCUCUCUGGUGUUUGGCCCCAUUCUUGGAAAAACAUGGCGGCUUUACAGAGUGUUCACUCAGCGUGUGCCCGACAAGAGAGUGAUUAUUAGAGACAUCCAGCUGAUGGGUUUGGUUGCUCUGCUGGUCCUAGUGGAUGUAGUUGUUCUAGCAGCAUGGGGUCUGACGGAUCCGAUCAAGUGCUCUCGCUCUAUCAGUGCUAUGGUGAAGGUUGUAGAAAGGGACGCGUCCUACUCUCUGUCCCAGUUAGACUCAUGUUCUUCUCUCUACUCGGACCUGUGGGUAAUCCUGCUCUCUGUGUUUAAGGGCAGUCUCCUCCUGUACGGCACGUAUCUUGCUGGUCUGACAAGCAAUGUGAGCUUACCUCCAGUAAACCAGUCUAUGACCAUCAUAGGUGCUGUCUGCCUGGUCACCAUAUCAAGCGCUGUGGCCGUACCCGUCUCUCUUUACCUGUACGCCUGGCCCAAUGUGGUCUACAGUGUAGUGUCUGGAGCCAUCUUCAUCUGCACAAUGGCCAUUAACUGUCUACUGUUUGUCCCUCAACUGACCCAGUGGAGACAGUUUGAAGAGGAGACAAACUCUCACCCCAGUCAAAUGGCCAAAUACUUCAGUAGUCCCAGCAAGACCACAAACUCCAUGUACAGUGAGGAUGAAAUCUAUUAUCUACUUGGAGAAAAUGACUCCAUGAAAAGACUCAUCAAUGAGAAGAAUGCCAUUAUUGAUAGCCUACAGGAACAAGUGAACAAUGCCAAGGACAAGCUGCUCAAACUGAUGACUGCUAGCCACCCCUUGGACGAAGGAGAAAUGGACUCCUCCAACACGAACCUCAACUCCACCUCCACCCAAACCACAGUGGUAUCUCCUGAUUCUCCAACGCUAAUGAAAUACUCAGAAGUUGCUCCCACCAGAGUUCUCUCUCCACCUCCCUAUGAACCUCCUCCACCGCUUCAUGCUCACACUACCUCACAGCAAACAUCCUCUGAAGGUCCAGUAGCUGUAGAAAUUCCUCUGUCUUCAUCACACCUGAGGUACUCACCUCCUCAAGAUGACUCUUCCGAUGAGGUCUCUCAGGUUGUGAGUCUGAAUGGAAGCACAGAAGAUCCAGUUCCAACCAUGAACAAUCUCAGAAACUCAGGUCUUGGAAAAGAGAUUUCGGAGAAGCCACUAGAUGUACCUUUAGAUCAGGACAAUUUAGCCCAUGGUUCCUCUCCACUAGGUCCCGCUCAAUGUAGUUCACCUCAGGUAGAGUCUCCAAUGCCAUCAGCCUCUGUUGAGCUUCCCGCCAUGUCACCAACAGGACGACUAGGUUUUGUAACCAAUGAGCAGCUAGUGGAGAUCUUGCAGGACCUGAGCGUGGAUGCCGUAAGCAGCUCCGUCAAAUCACCUGACCUCAAUCCGGAUGAACUGAACACGGCACUUUCUCGUCGAUCUCCUCUACAGUUCUUCUUCCCCACCAUCUCACCCUAUCUCAUGCGUAAACGCAGACCUCCUUUUUACUCCUCAAGAGGUGGACCUCCCCCUUACUAUUUCCCAGGCUCGGUUCCUCCAGGGCGCAGUAGGGCAUCAGCACUAAUGGACCAUGAAAAGUUGAGGGACGAUGGCUCUCAAAGACCUGACUUGUGGCACGAGGGAAGGAGGAGGAGAAGGGAUGAAAAGGCACAGGCACGACGUGGCUCGGGACAGGAGAGUUGGGAAUGUUCUUCUCACAAAUGCUCCAUAAUGCCUUUCACGGGACAGGUUCCUCAGCCUGCCUCUGCUGGACUGAUAGACGGGGUUGAACACUCUGAGGAGCCAUAUGACUACUCAGACUCAGACUCCAGCAGCUCGGAGGACUAUUACUACCAGCGGCCCUACUGCGGGGCCUGUCAUCACCCCUACGACUCCACAGACAGCCUCACCUCAGGGACCUCUGACAGCGAGGAUGAAGACUUCUACCACUCAGCACAUCCUGUUGUGAACUUUAAAGUGGACGUUAAACCAACGUUUGUCUGAACAGACUGCACAUCCACAAGUUGUAUUUGACAUGAUGCUCUUUUUUGUUUUGUUUAGACCUAAUUAAAUUAUUCAGAUAUAGACUAUCUGUAUUUUUUUAUUUUGAAAGACAUCUCUUAUGCUCAGCAGGGCUGCAUUCAUUUGAAAAAUAUUUUAAAACUUAUUUUAUCAGAAAUAGAGUUAAAACAGUACUACUGUAAUCAGCAUAUUAGAAUGAUUUCUGAAGUAUCAUGUGAGACUGAAGACUGGAGUAAUGGCUUCUGAUAAUUCAACUUUGCCAACACAAUGAUAAAUUACAUUUUAAAAUAAAUAACAGUUAUUUAAAAAAAAGUUAAUAAAAAAAUGUAACUAUUCCAAACUUUUGACCAAUAUUGUACAUUAAAAAUGCACUUAAAUACACAUCUUCUAUGUAAAACUUAUGUUUAAUAAAAUGUAAUUAGAUAUUUUUGGUGGUCUCUAAAGUAAAAAAUAUCCAAUAGUAUAAUAAAGGUCUCAUUAAUGGCUAUAUUCUUUUAGAAUAAUUUUUUAUUAUUACUUAACUAAAUCAUAAAAAUAGGAAAGGAUAUGACAGAGACAACUCUGACAAUGUCAGUAUUCAUUUAUUUUUUUUUUUAACUUUUUUAGUUCAGGUUUUCAGAUGUCAAAUUGAAUCUGGAAUAAUGUUUAUUUUUUAGUUUAUUUUUAUUGAAAAAUAUGUUUUAAAAUUGUGAAGAUGUAUAGACAUUCCAUUUACUUGAUGAUCACAACAAUUUAUUUGAGAUUUUUAGUCAUAAAAUUUAUAUAAUGUAAAGGAAAAACCUAAACUGAAUAUAAAGUACUAGGUCAUAAAAAAAUAGUUUGGUGGUCUUGCUUACCUCUUCGCUGAUUAACAUAACUAAUGAAAAUGAGCCAUGGAGAGGGAAAGUGAGCCAAUACCAACUUUGGUCUUUCCUGUGUCUGUUAAAAAAAAUAUUUGUUUACACUUUAUUUCUUCAAGAAAGCUAUUAUUAUUCAGUUUCAGGAAUAUCCUUACUCUUUUUAAACCUUUCAAAAAUGUAAUUCAAAAUUGUAGGUUAUAUGACUAAUUUUUACAAUCCUAUUUACGUUAAUUUAUUUAGAAACACUGUGCAGCUUAAAAGAGAGAUUAAAUAAGGAGGAAAUACUCCAAUGCAAAUACUGUCAAAAUGUAAAUAAUCAAAAUAAAAACAAACCGCUGUGAAGUUAGCUUUUAUUGUGUUCCAUAUUGCUUUUGAAUUAUUAUGUUCCUUGAUCAUUUAAAAUGGCUCUUGCAGUCCUGUGUUAUUAAAAAAGGCUAUCAUAUAAAUCAAAUCUUUCUAAUUGAUAAAUCUUUCUCUUGCAACAUUAAAAUGCUUUAUUUUGUGCUAUAUACAUCUUUACACAGUCGUGCUUUGGUUUAGUCAGUCUGUUUAUAGUAUUUAUUUUUGGUUUGUCUUUGUGUGUGUGUGGAAUUUUUUAUAAACGAUAAUGUUUUAUGUUUACCAAGGCUGUUAUAUAUUUGUUCAUCUCCUUAUAUAUCUAAUUUAAACACUAAGGAGGAAAUGUGACUGAAGAACCUGAGCAGCAUGCAUCAUGUUAUUUCUUCAAACAGUGUUUUUGAAACAGAAUUAUUUUUGCAUAUAUUGCAUUUAUGUAAAUAUUUUAGUGUGUGUGAAUGUGUUUAUAUCUCUGUGCCCCUCUUGUAAAUGUGUUUUUGUCUAUGAACCUAAGUUUGUUAUUUAAUCUCUCUUUGAAAGGAAUGAGCAUCUACAAAUACAUGAACAUGAUUGCAUAAGCAUACCGAGACUGAAUGUAAGUGAUGAGAUGUGUUUAUCAUCGUUUGUGCAUGUGAAUAAAAGUGUGUACAACAGUAUAUACAUCUGUGCAAACACACAUCCACACUUGCCCAAGGAAGUAUUUGCAUUAAGGGGAAAAAAACGCAACUUGCAUUACUUGCAUCACUUGUUCUAUUGCAGAUGUAGGGCUGUUUGUGAAAUAUCAUUGUAAAAUGUGCUCAAAGCAGCAAGAUCACAUCACAGAAAAGAGUGGUAGCAGAAAAGUAGCACAGACAUUGUGAAACAUUCAGAUGUAUACAGUACAAUAGUUGCAAAUGAAACAUCGCACUGUAGAUCUAAACCACAAUAAUGUUGAUGUCCGUGGGAAAGAGAGAAUCUGCCCAUCUACAAAAUGUAAAUAAGCAAUUAUGUUGGAUGCAAUGUUAUGCAAGCCCACUGCAGGAAUGUGCAAUCAUUCUUAGCUGAAACAUGCCUGUGUUAUGUGCAUCAUCCUUGCACUUGGAUAUUUAUACUUCCCUGCUGUAAAAGGCAAAAAGUUAAAUAACAACCUUCUAACACUUUGCUAAUGCAUAAGCCAUCAGAUUCAAGAAGAAAAAAAUGGCAGAGAACUUAUUUAAUAACACCCCAGUAAAUAGUUUUCCUGAUUGUUCUUAAUACGUCACAGGUCAAAGAAUACACUGUUCAAAGGACAAAGCCAACAUGGUAUGAUCGUCAUUGAUCAAAUUCAGUGUUUACUAUAAAAGUAUAAUGAAAUGAACAAACUCAUACUCAUACUCAAAACUCAACUACUGAUAAACCCUUCAUUUAAGCCUUUAAAACUGCCCCACAUCUGUAAUAACAGACACAGUGUGAACGGAACAUGUUUUAGGUGUCCCAUGAAUAUGAAAAUGGAACUGCUUGUAAGUAAAAGCCAGACAGACUUGCAAAUGACAUAGCAGUUUUUUAACCAGAGCAGUAAAAGAUCACAGUAAUUCUGCUGUCUUAGCAUUAUGACGUUACAGCAUCACCUCUCUUUUCAGCACAAGAUUCACAUUCACUGCCAAAUAACAGUCUUGCUGACCUAAGAAUACCUAUAUUGGACAAAAAGGAGUAUAAUUUGGACAAAAAUAAUUUUGUCUUUUGGGUUUGAAAAUUAUUUUGUAGGACUGUAAAAUAUUGCUGCAAAAGAAAGUCUAUUAAGGUUCUUCCUUUGAAUAUACACAUUAAAUUCUACAUGAACCGGAAA